Molecule: messenger RNA, 1231 nt
Organism: Schizosaccharomyces cryophilus OY26
Lineage: Eukaryota; Fungi; Ascomycota; Schizosaccharomycetes; Schizosaccharomycetales; Schizosaccharomycetaceae
Product: Swi5 protein
Exons: 3
Coding region: 110-367 (85 amino acids)
Biological process (GO): meiotic DNA recombinase assembly involved in reciprocal meiotic recombination; double-strand break repair via homologous recombination; meiotic joint molecule formation
Cellular component (GO): Swi5-Swi2 complex; Swi5-Sfr1 complex
Source: RefSeq, a predicted model, not a curated record
GCAUAACACUGGUGAAAGCAAAAAGCAUCAUUCUCAUAGAAAUCGCGGAUAUUCUUUUAUUUUUAAUAAUCUAGUCAUCAUUUCUCUUCGAAAACUUUGCUUAAAUCGGAUGGAAAAGCCUCAAUUGGAAGCUCGCGUCCAGUUGUUGGAGCAGCAAAAGCAGCAAUUGGAAAAGAAUCUGCAAGAGGCGGUGUCAAAACUCAAAAAUCCUGACGCCAAGUACACAGUUCAAAGGCAUAUAGAUUUAUUGCACACUUACAAUGAAAUCCGAGAUGUAGCUCUGGAAAUGAUUGGCAAGGUUGCCGAACAAGAAAAAUGUACAAGUAUUGAGUUGUUUGAGAGAUUUGGCGUGGACGGGGCCGAGUAGAGGGUUUGCGGCUUUUGAGAUGAAGACAAAUCAAUGACUAUGAGCGACUGCUCGAUUUCUUCUUUUGUUUUUCAUAUGCAAACUCUUCAAUUCGUUCAUUUUCUCUCUACACAUUCUCUCUCUUUUCGUAAUGGAAGCUAUUUGUUUCCUUUCUUUUUCUCUCUUUUCACUUUCAUGGAAUGAUCUUCGAGUCUUGUCAUAUCUUAUAUAUUAUACAUUACACAAAUAAUCUAACCGCUACUGGAGUCAUCAGAAGAAGAUAAAAGUUUACUCAUGUGCGAAACGUCCUCUGUGUUCGCGAUAGAUUCUAACUUGAUCAGUUGAUGCGACCAAAAAUCUCGAUGCUGCUCGAUCGGGCCAGCUAGUUUUUCGUAUCGUUUUUCGAGAUACAUAACGCGUUCAUCUACUUCGCGUGAAGGUAGAAUAGGUGAUGCCUGCGUGACGGAAUGAAGGGAAGUUUGUAGUCCGGCCAAUUGGUCCAACAAAAAGUCGGUUGUUUCUGGUAAAGUAAUUCGUUGCUCUUUUGGGAUGUUGGAAAGAAAAGAAAGUGUUUCUAACUGUCGUUCCAAUUGUUGCCGCCGUUCCUCACUUGUUCGUAGCCGCAUUCUUAGGGAGUGACGAGCUUUGAGUUUCUCUGUGAGUACUUGAGCAGCCUCUUCUAUUUCUUGGUCAAUGGUAGCAUCCUUUUCCGCUGUCACUGUGUAGUCCGCUGUUUGCCCUUCUAGGCGGAGGUAACCCUUCAGUUCUGGGGGAUAAUGGAAAAUGUUUCUUAAAACAUAUAUUUCAAACCUAUCGUAAUAUCGAUCAACGAUACUCUCAAAUAAGAUUUCAAACUUGUGUAAUCCUUCUUCAAUUUCUUUCGGG